This is a messenger RNA of Cladocopium goreaui, 4239 nucleotides long. The record is from the annotation of a GenBank genome assembly. Lineage: Eukaryota; Dinophyceae; Suessiales; Symbiodiniaceae.
AUGGGUGAUGACGGUGAUGAUGACUAUGACGAUGGCUUUGGAGAUGAAAAUACCCAGGAGUCCCUUGGCCGCCUUGGCCCAUCGCCCAGCUGGCCAAGCCACAAGGAUUUCCACAGAGGAACCGAGAGCUGGGGUAAGUCAGAAGACGAGUAUGGCUUCGAAGAGGAGAUCUUGAAUACGAGCGACGAUCCAAGCCGCAAGAACUCGCGGGCCUCCAACACCGCAGCUGCGGCGGCGGCGGCGGUGAAGAGAGAUGACACAGGUGGUCGUGGCUCCAGAGGCUCGAGCCAAGACUUCAAGCCUGACGAUGAGGACGCGCCGAACGGUCCGGACGAUGCCUUCGAUGAACCGAACGAGGAUCAUCGAGAGCACGCCUUCCACAUGGACGACGAUGGCAGCAGGGCAUCCAGUAGGGAGUUCCAAGAACCAGACCUUCCUUGGGCCGAAGACCCACCGCCCAACGUGCAAUUUGGCGGUGAGGAAGCGCAACACGGUCCAACGGAGGCUGGUUUGAAGCAGCAUUCCUUCCACAUGGACGACGAUGGCAGCCGGGCAUCCAGUAGGGAGUUCCAAGAACCAGACCUUCCUUGGGCCGAAGACCCACCGCCCAACGUGCAAUUUGGCGGUGAGGAAGCGCAACACGGUCCAUCGGAGGCUGGUUUGAAGCAGCAUUCUUUCCACAUGGACGACGAUGGCAGCCGGGCAUCCAGUAGGGAGUUUCAGGAACCAAACCUUCCCUGGGCUGAAGACCCGCCACCCACCGUGCAAUUCGGCGGUGAGGAGGAUCCGUCGAGAGCUGAUUUGAACCAGCCUGACGAAGACGAGGAGGCCGAGUUUCCGAGCGGACCGCAGGAGAUUCAUAACAGAGAUCCCGAUGCGAACGCGGCGAACGCGGCCAAGGACGCCAACGACUCCGCUGACGAUCUGCAGCGCGCCGAAUCGCUGUACCUGCGCAUGUUGGCCUGGCGCGAGGGCGCUGAUCGGUCUCAGGCUGGGAACUAUGAGGUGGGCCAAACGCUCUUCAAGAAGAGCAGCACCUACAGGUCCGUAGAAAGUUCUACCUGGUUUCCGCAGAAGCCGGGUGACGCUCACAUGGCGAUGGAGGAGGAUGCCUGGCGUGCGGCCAUGGACAAGUUGGCAGCUGCCCACGAAUCUGCUGGCGAUGUGGAGCGGGCCGAAUCGUUGUACCUGCGCAUGUUGGCCUGGCGCGAGGGCGCUGAUCAGUUUCAGGCUGGGAACUAUGAGGUGGGCCAAACGCUCUUCAAGAAGAGCAGCACCUACAGGUCCGUCGAAGAUGCCACCUGGUUUUUGCACAACGUGAAGCCGGAUGACGCUCACAUGGGGAUGGAGGCCGUGGCAUUGUUGGCCCUUGGAGAAGAGAUCGCCGCGAAAGCCGCCAUCGCAGUGUGGACCUUGGCCUUGAGAGCCUCUCAAAGAGAGCAGCUCACCAAAGCGGGAGCCUUGGAACUCACGGCCAAGGCCAUUGCGUUUCAUAGCAACAACCCAGAGCUCCAAGCAGCGGGCGCUGGCGUGCUGCGACUGCUGUGCAGUGGCCACAGGUUAGCGCAGCGGAAUCGCCGGCGCGUCAUCUUCCUGGGGGGUGCCGAGUCCAUCCUGAACGCCAUCCAAACCUUCCCGGACGACUGCGAGGUCAUGCGAGAAGCAUGUGGAGCGUUGAGGGCCAUGGCACACAAGAAUCCUGUGGGCGCUCGGAGAAUCAUCGAAAACGACGGCUUCAAGUACUGUAUGGAGGCUUUGGAGUAUCCAGAUGAUUCAGUGAGCAGUCUGGCAUCCAAAGCCAUUGGGGCGCUCCAAUGUGCCGGAGAGGUGCUGUACAAGAAAGGGGCGUCCAGAGGGGAGGAUGACUCUGGCCAGAUGCAUGAGCCUGAUCAAGCUGGCAUCGACCGUGCCAUUGCCCACAUGGAGAUGCUCAUGACCAGCGAGGAGGCGGCGCAGGUGGUGGCCCCAGCCUCCACCUUUACUCUGCUGGGGAUGGCUUUAGAGGAGAAGCCCAGAUUAGGACGUGGCGCCGUGGCGUCCUACAAGAAGGCUUUGCAGUUGCUCAGGGGAAACGACUGGGAACGCUGCGUGUUGCUUCAACAGCUGGGCGCCGCCUCAUUGAGGGUCGGCCUAUUCGAGGAGGCUCUGGGCUGGCUGAAGGAGUGUAGUGCGCUCUGUCGAACAGCUGCAGGGCAUCCCAGAGACGUCAAGCUCUUCCAGGGCUCGUUUUCCACGCAACAAACGCGUUUGGAGUUCGCAACCAUGGUGGAGAAGUUCCUGUGCCAGACUUGCAUGAAACUCGGCGACAGCGCUGCGGCCCAGGCCCACGCGUCGGAGGCCCAGCGGCUGCAGCAGCAGCUCUCAGGUGACGCCGUGGAGAGGACGUCAGCGGGCGCAACGGAUGCGGGUGCGUCGGCCAGGAAUGAGUUGGAUCCCUACAAGCAGCUCUGGGCCGAGAGGCCCUCUGAAGAGGUGCGAUUGAAGCAGUAUCGCUUCGUGGACGAGGGCCCCACUGUCCUGGUCAUGCUGGAUUUGAAUGAUCACCUGCCGAUUGGACAUGAUGCCUCGGCAGCCGUUACUUCUCUGCGCCAGUUCCGUGUGACCUGUGAAGAGAAGGCGGUGGAGAUUCAGCUGCGCUUGCGCAGUCCGGAUGCGAAUGGCCGUGUGAUGCACUUCAUUUUGAGGCUGGAUCCCCUGAGUCGCGAGAUCAUUCCUGAGGACACAGUGCCACGGCUUCGCGGCAAGGAGGCGAAAAGGAGAUUGGAGGUGAAGCUCUUCAAACGUGAAAAAGACCAGAAGUGGUUUGGAGAUCUGGUGGCAGAGCUUCCGAAGCCUGAAAAGAACGAGAAGCACAGGAAGGGAGCUGCCCCAAAAGGCAGCUUGCUGAAUCCUCUGACGCCAGAGGAGAUUGCCAAGCUGCCCAAACCAGGAACCACCUCCAGCGACAACCGGCCCAGCUCCUUCGUUCCGGAGGGUCGCCCAGGGAGUCAGGAAAGACCUGAGAACGAGAGACCGGCGGAAUCCAAAGAGGUGAGGAACAGCACUAGCUGGGUUGAGCAGGUGAGUCAUGAGCGCUUGGAUGGGCAAGUGGUGCUGAGUAUCCAACUCAAGGAGUCGCUUUCAGAUGUGACCAUGGAUGACCUGGACCUGGCGGUGGAUGAUGUGUCACGGGCAAUGUCCCUGACCUUCGAAAAAUGUCCAGGGGAUGUUCUCCACUUGGCCCUGCCGGAGGCGGAGAGAGGGCUGGCCACCUGGAAAACUCCUGGAGAAAGUUGGCGAUCUGGAAGCUCGGUGGAGGAGAAAGCUGAAGACUUUGGAACUGAGAUUUCCACUUUUAUGAUUUGCACGGUGGCUGAGGUUCAUUUGGUUUGGUGCACUGUUGUGAGGUUGAGUGUGGAUUUUCGAGGCACCGACGCGCAAGCGGAGAACCUUCAGGCCCUUUGGGAGGGGCGUCUUCGAGAAGAAAGAGAGGCGGGCUUGAGAGCCUGUUGCGAGAAGCUCCGUGGUCCUUUGACCACUGGAGUUCUUGAGGCCAUCUUGGCGACCAUUUGCAUCUUCAUGGAAGAUCCGGUGCGAUAUAAGUUCCUCAACAUCGUGCAGCCCGUGGUGGUUUGCAUGCAGAUGUUUCCCGGCAACCCCCGGAUCCAGGUGCCCUCUUGCCAGAUCCUUCUGAGCCUAACUAGCAGUGGAAGCCUCGGCAAUGAACAUGAGGAAGCCAUCCAAAAGUUCGGCAAGUGCUGCGGCGUCAGUCCAUUGGUGCAGGCCAUGAAGGAAUUGCCAUGCAAUUUGCACUUGCAACGCUUGGCCAUGGGCGUGCUCGGGAACUUCUUGAGUGGCGGUGACAUGAACAAGACUGCGGCGGCCCGGGCUGCGGCAAUCCCCACGUUGAUUACUGCCAUGCAGCGUUUCAAGAAGGAAGCAGAUCUUCAAGAAGAGGCCAUCAAUUGCCUCACCAAACUUUGUGACACCUUGGGUCGCGCCUCCGUUGCAGCACGCUUAGGCCUCAUUGAUGCCGUCAUUGCAGCCAUCAAGAGUCAGAACUAUGGAGAGAUCGAAGGGAAGCUCACCGAGUUAAGCUGCAUCAUCCUCUGUAUGUUCUCGGACGAUCAGAAGCUGCGGCAGGAGAUGGUGAACGCAGGGGCCCUGAACGUCGCCAAACAGGUGAUUAGCAAGGCGCGCUCGCUGGACAUCCAGCGCUGGGGCUGUGAACUGCUGCGUAGCCUGUCCCAGCCCUACUGA